CACUCGACAGUAAGCAAAACAAAAGUUCAUCGAGAGUAUUGCUUGCAUGAACCCGUUGCCUACGGUUACCGUGCAAAACAAAUCCAGAACAGCUGGUAUGGUGAUUUGGUUUGUUCUCACAAACGGUGUACUUUCCUUCGAUGGUAAAAAUCGGUAAAUAUUAAUUUACAGGUGCAACUGAAAACAUUUUAUUGUAAUACCGUUGGUAUAGUGCAGUUUAGUGUUGAAAUAGAUAUUAUAUCACCUAAAAAUAACACGAGUUGGGAUUAUUCGCUGAACAAGAACGAUUAGAGGGAUGACAUCCAGUAGCAUGCGAUCAUCUGUCUAUUCUAUUUAUAAUAACCUGCAUUUAAUCGGUUAUUGAAAGCUGAAUUUCUAUGCGAAGCAUGGAGAGUUUGUACUCAAGUAAAAGUUCAAAUUUCUCGGCGCUCCAUCGGCGAAAAGCUGUGGCUGCUCGCCAACCGGCUAUUGUUAUAGCUGCUAACAGCGAUGUCAGACACCGGGUAAUGUCGGCACGUAUGUUGCGUUUCAAGCAAUUGCAGAACCAGUUGGAAGUCGCGCAUCACCAAAUUGCUGAGCUGACCAAAGAUAAUCGUCUCCUGAGAGCAUUACAAAAACGCCAAGACUCGGCCCUAUCCAAGUACGAGAAUUCAAAUGCAGAACUACCGAAACUAUUACAUUCCCAUGCAGAGGAAAUACGAACAUACCAAACGAAGUGUCGAAAUCUACAAAAUCAACACAAGGAAGUUCUUAACAAGUUGAAGCAGAAGGAUGCACAUAUACUAACAAUUACCGAUCAGAACAAACAUUUAAUCCAACUAAACAAAGACAAGCAUCUUGAGGAACGCGAAAGACUCGCUGAACGUGUGCGGGACUUAGAAACGCGACUGAUUGAGAAAGAUAAUGAUGCCAAAUUGCUUGCAAGAAGAUUGCAACUAGAAUCGAAAAACUUUAGAGGACAGCUGCAGCAAGAAAUUCUCAAGCAGCGAGAAAUAAGCCAAAAACUGGAGCGGGCACAUCACGAGAUUCAACGACUGAAUUCUGUUAUUGAGAUCUACGAAAAACGCACACCAUCUACAUUGCUCAAAAAUAGCUACCUAUUGAAACAAUCAAAGCCAACAUCUGGGCAGCUAUCUCGAUUGCCGAAUGGAUCUCCGACGAAACCAUCUUUUCCCUUGCAGAAUUUAGCUGAACCUGCUCCAGUGACGAAUAUGGAAAUUGCACCGAAAAAAGCUUCUGACGAAGGGGAUGGUGACCAUAAGUUUUUUACUCAUAGUCCGAAAAUGCUAAAGCCCAUUGAUGUCAAUGACGAUAUAACACCAGUUGCUACGCCAGUUAAAUCUAGCAGGCCAAAAAAGAAGCAUCUCAACACAAAAACGCGGGAGGAACCGGAGAAACAGGUCGAAGAAAAUUGUGAAAAAGCAUCGGAUCAUCACUAUGAUGAAUCGUUCUGCGAAAAGUUCAAUAAAUAUGCUCUACAACAGGAGGCUGAAUUCGAUGAGACUAUUGAGGACGAAAUAUCAAGGCUGAAACAAGACAUCUCGCUUGGGAGCUCUACCAAUAAUCUUUCCCGGAGAAUGAAACAACACUUUAUCACCGCUGAGGUUUCAUAUGAAGAUGACUAUGAACCAGAAUCCUCUCCCGAGAAGAACCGUGGGAAAAAUGACGUUAUUUUCGACCAUAAAACACAUAUUAACGAGCUGGAAAAACAAAUUCGUAAUAUGGGGGGCCCAUUACUGAAUGGCAUAUCGGGAAAAGAUAAUAAAUAUGAUGAGAAAAAAAAUUCGACAUCGGGAGAUACGGAUUUGGAGUCUAGCACAAACACCAGCGAUUCAUCGAAAGAAUUUGAAACAAUGAAACGGGAAAUUCGUGAAAGUAUUAUGAAGAAAGAAUCCUUGCUCGAUUCAUUUUGCGACGAAAUUAACGGUAAAGAAACGAGCAGUAAAACCACCAACGGUCGAAUAAAAGAUUUUCAAAAACGACCUCAGAUCGAUCCGAAAAAGAAGAAAAAUUUAUUGGAGGCCUUGAAGGCGAUCGAUGGAAAUAGUUUUGACAAAUGAUUCAUUGUAAUAUAUAAUGUUUCCGGCGUUAUGUAUAAUUUUAA
This is a messenger RNA of Toxorhynchites rutilus septentrionalis, 2104 nucleotides long. RefSeq names its product lebercilin. Bases 378 to 2060 code for a protein of 560 amino acids. Gene Ontology annotation, cellular component: axoneme. The record is from RefSeq and is a predicted model, not a curated record. Lineage: Eukaryota; Metazoa; Arthropoda; Insecta; Diptera; Culicidae. The transcript is spliced from 7 exons. Gene Ontology annotation, biological process: intraciliary transport.